Molecule: messenger RNA, 2348 nt
Organism: Mytilus californianus (California mussel)
Lineage: Eukaryota; Metazoa; Mollusca; Bivalvia; Mytilida; Mytilidae
Product: serine/threonine-protein phosphatase 2A catalytic subunit beta isoform
Exons: 7
Coding region: 140-1078 (312 amino acids)
Biological process (GO): peptidyl-serine dephosphorylation; mitotic cell cycle
Cellular component (GO): cytosol
Molecular function (GO): protein serine/threonine phosphatase activity
Source: RefSeq, a predicted model, not a curated record
UCACUCGAGAAGGAAGACACAGCCAUUUUGUCGGCGCCUCGAUGUGCUGAGACUUGAUAUUAACACCAUUUAAGAGAAAAAUAGCGCAUUUCUGUAUACAUUUUGUCAAGUUCAAUACAUGUAAACAUAUCUUUUCGAAAUGAGUUACGUUGACGAUCAUGCAACAGCAAAAGAACUUGAUACAUGGAUUGAACAACUUUAUGAUUGCAAACAACUGACCGAAAAUCAAGUCAAAACAUUGUGUGAAAAGGCUAAAGAAAUACUGUCAAAGGAAUCAAAUGUCCAGGAAGUUAAAUGCCCAGUCACUGUGUGUGGGGAUGUCCAUGGCCAGUUCCAUGAUUUGAUGGAAUUGUUUAGAAUUGGAGGAAAAUCACCCGACACUAACUACUUGUUCAUGGGAGACUAUGUAGACAGAGGAUAUUACUCUGUAGAAACUGUAACACUUUUAGUAGCGUUGAAAGUGCGAUGGAAAGACAGAAUAACAAUUCUAAGAGGAAAUCAUGAAAGUAGACAAAUUACACAAGUAUAUGGCUUUUACGAUGAGUGCUUGAGAAAGUAUGGUAAUGCAACAGUAUGGAAAUAUUUCACAGAUUUAUUUGACUAUUUACCACUUACAGCUUUAGUAGAUGGACAAAUAUUUUGUUUACAUGGUGGGUUAUCACCUUCAAUAGACACAUUAGAUCAUAUACGAGCAUUAGAUAGAUUACAAGAAGUUCCACACGAGGGUCCCAUGUGUGAUUUGUUGUGGUCAGAUCCAGAUGAUAGAGGAGGCUGGGGUAUAUCUCCUCGGGGUGCUGGUUACACAUUUGGUCAUGAUAUAUCCGAGACAUUUAAUCAUAGUAACAAUUUAACUCUGGUAUCUAGAGCACAUCAGCUUGUCAUGGAGGGCUACAACUGGUGUCAUGAUAGGAAUGUCGUUACUAUAUUUAGUGCACCAAAUUACUGCUACAGAUGUGGAAACCAAGCAGCAAUAAUGGAAUUAGAUGAUGCCCUUAAAUAUUCAUUUUUACAAUUUGAUCCUGCUCCAAGAAGAGGAGAACCUCAUGUGACUAGGAGAACACCCGACUAUUUCUUGUAAACUUUUCAUCUUUAGUGCUAUCUCUGGACAGAUAUGGUGCAUCCACCAUUACACAUCUCUCUCCUAGCCUUGAUAUUGUGUUUAGAAAUUAUAGCCCAGCAUUUUGUAAUGCACAUUGGACUGAGGGGUAUUUUUUUUUCUGCAAUCAAUAUGUUUAAAUGUUCAAUUUUAAUGUUGUUUUUCCAGGCAGAGUUGUGUCUGAAAACUUGUAAAUUCAUUCUUUUUAAAUGUUGAUUUACAAAUGUGCAAUGUCAUUCAUGUAAAUUGUUUUAGAAAAGUUCUCAAAAAAAUAGCAGAAAAUUGUGAUUUUGUGUCAAAUUGUAGUGUUCAUAAUUUUAUAUUUUUGUAAAGAAUGAGUGACAUAGACUCUCCCAGGUAUUUCUUAUUUUACCUGUCGAGCAUAUCACAUGAGAAGAACAUAUGCAUUCAUUUCUUCGACCUACAUUUCUUUCAUAGUAGAAACUAACAAUUUAUAGCAUGAAUAAUUUGACAUUGCAUUUGAAUUGGAGGUAUAUGUUUUAUUUUAAUACUUGCUCAUGCAAAUUUUAAUUAAAUUUAUUAUAAGUUCCAGUGGAAUUGCAGCAGUAAAAUAAUAUAUUGAUGUCAGCAAGUAUUCAAAUAAAAUCCAACUGUCCCCCUGCUAUUAUGCUGGAUAACAUUUCAUAGAGCAUUCUAAGUACCUUUUCUUUUAUAUCUGCAAAUAUAUCAAUUUUGUAUACAUAGUGAAAUGGAUUCAAGGUAAUCAACAUGUAAUGGCUUUUUAAAACAAAUGAUUGGGUUUUUUCAAAUUUACGAAAUUUUUAUGAGACACAUCUAUCAUAUGAUUUUUUCUUAAUGUUCGUGAUUUGUACAUUUGUUUUGCUGUUUCAAAAUAUGCCUAUUAAUGACAUUGCUAAUUAUUUGUGUAGCCAGAAUGAAUUAUAAUACUGAUUCAAAACAUUUUAUUUAACAAAUGUGUGUAAUGGUGGAAGAAAUUUUAUUAGUGGAAUUCUCCAUGUUCAGUAAGUUCCAGAAGCUUGUUUUGAAUCAGUAUUGAAUUUAAAAUGAAUGUUGCAGAAUGCUUUAGAACAAAUUUGAUUUUAUAUAAUGCUCUAUUUAUUUGAAAGAUUUGUUUUUAUGAACAAGAUAGGUCAGAAAGGCUUUAUUUGUCCCAAGCCAAUUAUUGUGUUGAAGUAAAAAGUUAUUUUUUGAUUGCCAGAUGGAAAUGGAAACUAAGGCAAAUGACUUAAUGUAUUAUAAAUAACUCAGAAAAUAAAUAUUGAAUAUAUUA